AAUUAGUUUGUUUAUUUUAUGUAGUUUUCCUAUAAGAAAGGUAGUAAAAUCCACAAAAGAAAAGCAGACACAUGCGAUGACUCAAGCUAAUGCAAGUUGCAAGCUAAAUGAAAUUCGAAAUAUUUAAGUAUAAAAACUAACCUAUAAUUUUUAUGUUUAUAAAAUGGAUAAUGACGAUAAAAUUAUUGAACUUGCCAUUCUUAGACGUUCAAGUUCUUUGAAGAAGAGGUUGUUGGGUUUGGUGCAAAAAGAAAUUAACAUUUUGGAAAAUAUAGAGUACACAGUAUCGAAUAAAAAUAAGGUACAGGAAUUAGAAAAUCUAAUAAAUAGAUGCAAUGAAGUAACAAAAACGGAGCCAGUUAGUGAUGACAGAUUAUCUGCAGUAAAGGAGGAAACAAGAAAGAAAUUAAUAUUGGAAAAGUUAAAGAAAUCUGAAAAUCAUCAGUUUUUACUUAAUGUCUUGUGUAAUACUCUGUAGAUAUUUUCGAGGGCAUUUAAUCUGGGCAUUAUAUUCUGAAACAGAAAUAUGUAUAUCUAGUGUUAAAAAUAAUGUCACAAUACCUACAGUUAACAAUGGAAAUAACUUGACUUCAUUAUUAUUUAUAGAUAGGGUCAACACAUACAGGAUACGUUGCUGAAAAUUGGACACUUAUUUAUUAUAUGCUUUUAAUGUGUUUAGGUAAUUAUCAGACCUGUGAA
Nicrophorus vespilloides is the source of this 699-nucleotide messenger RNA. RefSeq lists its product as uncharacterized. The transcript is spliced from 4 exons. The record is from RefSeq and is a predicted model, not a curated record. Bases 164 to 478 code for a protein of 104 amino acids. Lineage: Eukaryota; Metazoa; Arthropoda; Insecta; Coleoptera; Silphidae.